Molecule: messenger RNA, 1305 nt
Organism: Pestalotiopsis fici W106-1
Lineage: Eukaryota; Fungi; Ascomycota; Sordariomycetes; Amphisphaeriales; Sporocadaceae
Exons: 1
Coding region: 1-1305 (434 amino acids)
Source: RefSeq, a predicted model, not a curated record
AUGGGGCCGUCGUCAUCUCUCAAUCACCUUUCCAACUUGAAGGAUUCCUCCUCUGGUCCUGCUACAUCUACUACCACCACCACCACCUCUCACCGUCCGACUCCGACACCGCCAGCGAAACAGAGAAUGGCUCUGGGCCUCCGCAACCUGGUCGAUAGCGCCAAGCGCUUCGUCUCGUCGCCCUCGACUCCACAAAAUGAAAAGACCAGCACCGCCUCGGUCAACGACCUGUUCACGGUAACGAGGCCCGAGAUCGAUGGCGACGCCUGCGAGCACGACUGCGAUUCGUGCCACGUCUCAUACCCGCGCGGCUUCAAGAUUGACGAGUCCGACGUGCUGUACGGCCACGUCAAGGGGUGGGCGACCCACGUGCUGGUGGCCACGGGCAAGUCGGACUGGGUGCGCGACGUCGAGGAUGAAAAGGGCUCUGUUAUGCAGGCGUUUGGCCGCGCCGCCAAGCCCACCAACGGCCGCCUCAUGCUCAGCGCAAGCAAUAUACCCACCCCGAGCCACGCCUCCGACUACAGCGAGCCCACCACGGUGCUGGUCCUGCCCGCCUUCCGCGUAGUCGAGGGCGUCCUCCCCGCCGAUGUGCCUCGGCUGGUCGACUGGAUCAACCAGGCCCCAACCAAUACGAGCCCGCUCAGCCCUCUGAACAAUAGCUUGCCGCAAACGAUACCCGCCCCGGCGCCCGAUGCCCGGGACCUGGUGACGCGGCCGUCGCCACACGCGGCGCUCAUCUUGUUGUGCAGCCAAAAGACGCGCGACGCCCGGUGCGGACAGAGCGCACCGCUGCUGCGCAAGGAGCUGGAGCGCCACCUCCGCCCCCUGGGCCUAUUCCGUGACCUCGACGAUGAGCGGCCCGGCGGCGUUGGCAUCUAUUUCAUCAGCCACGUCGGCGGGCACAAGUACUCGGCCAACGUCAUGGUGUACCGGCGACCCGACGCAUUCGGCGUCGACGCCGUGGAGAGGGCCAAGUUGGUGGCGGCGGGCGAGGACCUGAAGCCGACAAUCUUCCCCGUAGGAGCAAGAAAAUUCAAGGCCAAGAAGCCGGUGGCCGAAGUGGAAGAGACGGCAACGUCUGAAGAGGAAAAGAAGCAAAACAAUGGAGACGCUGCUGGGGGAGAGGCGACGGAAGAGGAAGAGGGCGAUGUUGGCGCUGCGCAGUGUUUGUGGCUCGCCCGGGUCAAGCCCGAGGACUGCGAGAAUCUGGUCAAAUACACCAUACUCCAGGGCAAGGUGGUGAAACCAGAGACACAAUUGAGGGGCGGUUUCGAUCGUGAAAAGGGGUUGAUGAGUUGGUAG